This is a messenger RNA of Clarias gariepinus (North African catfish), 2150 nucleotides long. It is a transcript of the gene pigl, whose product is annotated as phosphatidylinositol glycan anchor biosynthesis, class L. The record is from RefSeq and is a predicted model, not a curated record. The coding region runs from base 3 to 875 and encodes 290 amino acids. The transcript has 7 exons. NCBI's taxonomy places the organism in Eukaryota, Metazoa, Chordata, Actinopteri, Siluriformes, Clariidae. Gene Ontology annotation, molecular function: N-acetylglucosaminylphosphatidylinositol deacetylase activity. Gene Ontology annotation, biological process: GPI anchor biosynthetic process. Gene Ontology annotation, cellular component: endoplasmic reticulum.
ACAUGUUUGUUUUGCUUUCUGUCACUCUUUGUUUCCUUGGUUACAUUCUGUGGAUAAAACUGAUAUAUUGUAGAUUUAACCGUAUAUGGCCGUCGUCAAGAAAUAACAUUUUGCGUUCUGCGAAAGAUGUGAACUUCUUGCCGACUCCCGAGGCGUCUGGUUUGCCUAGUACGACGAGUGGAAAUGAAGCGCGCGCGUUCGAGGAAGCGCGCGUCCUGCUCGUCACGGCGCAUCCUGAUGACGAGUGCAUGUUUUUUGCGCCAGCGGUUUUAAAACUGACCGAAUCGCGAGCAGCAGUUUACCUGCUGUGUUUAUCAUCAGGCAAUUACUACAAUCAAGGCGCCCAGCGUAAAGAGGAGCUGCUUGACAGUUGUGCCGUUUUGGGAAUUCCUGCUCACCGAGUCACUGUUAUUGAAAACAAUGAUUUAAAGGAUGACCCAAUGACUGAGUGGAACAUUGCGCUGACUGCACCAUUGAUCCUUAAACACAUCACAACUCAUUCCAUUAACCUGGUGCUGACAUUUGAUGAGGGAGGAGUGAGCGGGCACGCCAAUCACAUCGCUAUCUACAAGGCACUCAGUCAUCUAGCAUUUGUCGGAAGAAUACCAAAAGGUUGUCAGGUCCUCUCCCUUCACACGAUUAGCAUCCUCAGGAAGUAUCUUUCUGUCUUUGAGCUGCCAAUCAGCUGGCUCUUACCCUCGUCUUUCUGCUGCAUCAUAGGACUGAAUGAGUACAAAAAAGCAAAGGAGGCCAUGUUGCAUCACCGCUCGCAGCUCGUUUGGUUCAGACGCCUCUAUAUCCUGUUCUCACGCUACAUGUUCGUCAACACCUUCCGAGCCAUGCCCGUGGAGAAAGAGGAUGUAAAGUUUUACUAGAAUGAAUGAACUCUAAUGAAUAUGCACUGUGACUUUCCAAACUAAAGCACUAAAUGUUUUUUUUUUUUUUUUUUUUUUUUUUAAAAUUUUCAUUAUUAUUAUUAUUAUUAUUUUAUGAAAACCCCUUCACACACAGAGAUAAAUGCACUGAAAUUCUGCUUUAAAAUUGUUUACAAUUGUUACAUGUUUUGUUAUUUACUUCUGUAAUGGCAAUUUUACAUUUCACAGUUCAAUUAAGCAAACAACACAACAGUGUAACCUCUUCUCUUUCACACACACACAGCUAUUCAUCCAACCGCAGCUGACUAACAGCUGUGAUACAACGUAAUCCGAUCUGUGACUCCACCUGGUUUCCUAAUAGUUCCCGCCCCACCAGCCGGCACUCCCGUUCUCACACACUCCAGAAGAUUAACUUCUGAGCAAUUACAGUUAUGUAACAUGUCUAGAAACUUCUAGACUAGAGCAAGUGACUACAUAAUAUUUCUAGUAACUUCAUGAAAACCUAUUAGAUAAGAGUCGAUGCUUGUGUAACAUUUCUAGUGAAUAUAAACAUAUGACCAUUUUUCUUUUAAUCCUGCCAUCUGGGUUGAGAUUGUAACUGACCAUGACCACUUUGUCUAAACUUUUAAUUUCCAAUAUGAACAAAGUUACUUAAAUGUUCACACUAUACACACAUAUUAAGUCAUCUUUUACUUCAUUUCCAACAUAAAUUAGCCGCAUUUAGAUAAACAUAAAGCAAGAAGAUCUUUCCAGUCCAACUGUUAAACUUAUAUAUUACUAUUAUAUUAUUUAAUAAUGUAAAAGUAAUACAAUAUGUGCCAGAAUAUACUAUUAUUAUUAUGACAAUGUGAAAAUGUUGUACUUACUAUACUGACAGUUUAUAUACGUAACACCAGCACAAUUUAUGUAUUUAUUUAUAGGUUUUUUUUCUUUUCUUAUUAGAUUCUGUUUUCAUAUCAGUGACAUUACCGUUUGAAAAACAUAUAUGAUUUUUAAAAUUGCACAAAUAUGUACAUUCUUAGAUAAAUACCUUUUUAUUCCAUAGAUAACAAGUUAAUUCAUCAUUAAACAAACAUCAAUAAUUUCUGAUUUUUACAUAAGUUAAAAUCAUACCUGAAGCAACGUAAAUAGGCCGGGGAAACAAUAAAAGAGCGGUUCUGUUUCUUGGUACAAUUGCUGUAACUGUAACAAUAAAACCAAGCUGUACAUUUUCAUGUCAAUGGGGUUUUACUUGCUUUUUACACACUGUAUGUUUCUUUAAAAUAAAGCAUUAAA